AUGAGUAUUUUGUGGACAUAUCGACAGCAAUGUUCUCAUCUGAUUUUUCGACAAUUAGUUUCGAAAUUAAUUCAACCAAUAAUAGCGACCAAUGUCCAUAUAGGAGCCAGUAGAUCGCCUUAUUCCGGUACUAAAGAUGUUCAUAGAGCAAUCGUGCCCGAUGAAAAAGUUUCGUGGAAUAUAUAUUGGCCUGAUUAUAAACCAACAGAAUAUACAGCAAAAAAAGUUUUAAAAAAUCCACCGUGGGCUGACGAUCCAGACACAACUAAAAUUAAACAUUACAAUGAACUUGAUGGAAAAAUUGACCGAAGAAGUUUUAUGGGUAAAUAUGACAUUGAUCAGCAAACAAAUCGACCGAGAAAUCCUAAAGGUCGUACGGGACUAUCGGGCCGUGGUUUACUUGGUCGAUGGGGACCAAAUCAUGCCGGUGAUCCUAUUGUUACACGUUGGUCGAAAGAUCAACAAGAUAAUAAUAAAAAUAAAACUUUGGAAAUUAUACUCAUCAGUCGAAGAGAUACUGGUACUUUAGCCUUACCUGGUGGGAUGGUUGAUCCAGGUGAAUAUACAUUAGAAACAGUCAAACGAGAAUUUAUUGAAGAAGCUAUGAAUUCGAAUCCUGAUGCUACUAAGCAAAUUGAGACGUUGUUUAAAAAGACCAUUACAAUUUAUAAGGGCUACAUUGAUGAUCCAAGAAAUACAGAUAAUGCUUGGAUGGAAUCUGAAGCGAUAAAUAUGCAUGAUGAAAUAGGUGAAUUAACAAAAGAUUUAAUAUUAGAAGCAGGUAAUUAUUUAGUUUUUUUUAUAUUCGAUUUAAUUUUUUAA
Messenger RNA from Rotaria socialis, 822 nucleotides. Lineage: Eukaryota; Metazoa; Rotifera; Eurotatoria; Philodinida; Philodinidae. The record is from the annotation of a GenBank genome assembly.